AUGGACAGGUUCCUUAAAAUAUAUCUAAGCUGCCUGUUAGCACUUGUAAUUAGUGUUAGCCUUUCUCUUGCUGCUCCAUCGCCGACUAUCCCUAUAGGUGAUACUAUUUGGAAUAGUGGUGAUAAUGUAACGGCAAUGUGGACGGAUGUUGGGGAUCCAAAAACUUCUACAAUGUCAGCAAUAAAAGUCCAAUUCAUGACAGGUCCAGACGAUCAACAAAUUCCAUUAGUAACUCUUGCUGAAAAUUUGACAAACACCGCAACAUCUUUAAAUUUUAUUGUGCCAGCACCCAGUUUCGUUGGAUAUUAUCCGGGCAAAAUUUAUUUUUUAAUGUUUUCCGAUCCUGCAAAACCUGGUAUAGGUGUUAGUUGGAGUACUAGAUUCACCGUGCUUGAAGCUGGUAAUAGUAAUCCACCCGCGAAUUAUACUCCAGGAACACCCUGGACCUUCACUAAAUCUCCAAGUACUCCUGCAACUCCUGCUCCUGUAAUUGCACCAACAACAGUGCAACAGGCUCAAAACCCGGCUAUGACGACUCCUCCUCUCGCAUAUGCACCCCAAUCAUCUAUGAUGUUACAAAAUCCUACGUAUGGUGAUGUAGGUUCUUUGCCUACUGAUUCACCUGGUUCAUCAUCUAACCCCUCUCCUACUCCAAAAAAGUCUUCGGGGUGUGACAGUAAAUUCCUUAAAAGCAAUGGAAAAUUCUUGGUCGUUGUAAUGAGUUUUAUUUGUGUAUUUUUGGCAUAUGGAGUGUAG
This is a messenger RNA of Cetraspora pellucida, 756 nucleotides long. The record is from the annotation of a GenBank genome assembly. NCBI's taxonomy places the organism in Eukaryota, Fungi, Glomeromycota, Glomeromycetes, Diversisporales, Gigasporaceae.